This is a messenger RNA of Osmerus eperlanus (European smelt), 1902 nucleotides long. It is a transcript of the gene rnf207a, whose product is annotated as ring finger protein 207a. The transcript is spliced from 7 exons. Gene Ontology annotation, biological process: regulation of cardiac muscle contraction; regulation of heart looping. Lineage: Eukaryota; Metazoa; Chordata; Actinopteri; Osmeriformes; Osmeridae. Gene Ontology annotation, cellular component: perinuclear region of cytoplasm. Bases 507 to 1226 code for a protein of 239 amino acids. Gene Ontology annotation, molecular function: transmembrane transporter binding; Hsp70 protein binding. The record is from RefSeq and is a predicted model, not a curated record.
UUUCACAGAACUCUCCAGGAUCCAUCUGGUGGACAGGCACUCGGGCACGUUUUUUUCCAUGCCGCUGAUGUCACUGCAUGUGUGGAUGUGUUAAAUGGGUGUGAUUGUUGGGGCAGGAAAAGUGAUCUGGAAGAGGACUCGACAUGAGCGAGCGGGGGACUCCCUCCCCAGACAGCAGGACCACUCACUGUAGCUGCUGAGAGUGCGUCUUCCCAGGAACCGGGCGUAACCAGGGGUAACCAGGAGUAACAAGCGGUAACCAGGGGUAACUAGGAGUAACCAGGGAUAACCGAGAGUUACCAGGUGUAACCAGGAGUCACUAGGGGUUACCAGGAGAAACCAGGAGUAACCAAGGGUAACAAAGAGUGACCAGAAGUAACGAGGAGUAACCAGGGGUAACCGGGAGUAACCAAGAGUGACUAAUAAGAAGUUACCAGGAGCCUCCCAGAGCCCCAGCUUCCAGUCACCCCUCUCCACGCCCCUGCCGCUCCCCGCCCCUCGGUGACAUGCCCCUGGGCUCGGCUGGGGGGCGCCGGCCCGCCUCCCACCACUCUAUCUGCACCAAGGUCCUCCUGGCACAGGGGGGCGACACUCCCUUCACCCAGCACUGCCGCAGCUAUGAGAACACAUACAGGACCCUUCAGGCAGACAUCCAGAGGCUGAAGGACCAGGUGCAGCAGCAGCACAGAGACCUGACCAGGCACCACUCAGUCAUAAGCACAGACACCAUGGGGGCCAUCCUGGAGCGCUCGCUAGACAUCAACAGCAUCAUCUCCUCCCAGGUCUCCACCGUGGAGAACACCAGGGCCACGUUCCUGCAGGUGUGGGGCGAGACAGUGCAGGAGUCAAUCAAUGAGCAGGAGAUCUAUGAAGCACAGCUCGACGCCCUGCAGCAGCUGAAGCAGGAGAACACCUACCUGACCACCAUCGCUCGCCAAAUCCUUCCUUACAUCCUCUCCAUCGCCAAAGUCCGAGAGCGUCUGGAACCCAGGUUUCAGGAGACUGCAGAGAGUGAUGGUGACCAAUCAGAAACCACGCUGAAGGUCUAUGAGGACAGCGGCACGGCCACAGACAAACAGGACAGUGAACACCACAGCCCUCACACUGGCAACCGCUCCCUCUUCAUCCAAUCAGAGGAGGACUCUCCAAAGACCAACAACUGCCAUUGGCCCAGAAGGCGGUGGGACAGCCUAGAAUCAACCAACCACAGCGAGAUGCCUUUAUAAACCCUCCUCCCUCCCAGCUGUUAAAUUUUAGCCCCACCCCCUGUGCCAGCUGGUUAUUGUUGGGUGGGGGGGGGGGGGGGGGGCAGUGGAUGUGACACUCUCCCUCUCUGGUACUGGAACUAGGACUGGCCAUUUCUGUCAAACAGAAUAGCCAGAAAUUAAAACAUUCACAGGACAAAAAAAACACACAUCUUCCUUUCCGGUCCAGCUCUCAGACAUGGACUCAUCUAAAGACGGAACUGGAUUAAAGAUUAACGCUUAGAAAAAAGUGUUGUUAAGUGUCAUCAACCACUAGUUUCAGGAACUAUUUAUAAUAAGUGGAAUACCUUCCGGUGGCAAGAAGUGGCAAUCUUCCUCCCCUACCUUACAAUAGCUACUCAUCCAUCCCCACCCCUCCUCCCCUCCACCCCACCCCUCCAAGCCUCAGGAAAUACACCCCCUCCUCCUCUCCCGCACCCCCCCCUCUCUCUCCACCUCUAGAACAUUAGUGAAGUGUCAGCAGUGCACUCUUAAGUAUUCUGCCAUGCAGGAAAUCAGCAGGACCUACUUGUCUUCCCUCUCCUCCUCCAACCCCCCCUCUUCCCCACCCUCACCCCCUUAUUUCAUGCUCAGCCUCUGCAUAUUAAGCAUUUCAGCACCCGUGAGAAUUUUAUUUUCAAUAAACUGAAUCGCUAUA